Molecule: messenger RNA, 2132 nt
Organism: Cyprinodon tularosa
Lineage: Eukaryota; Metazoa; Chordata; Actinopteri; Cyprinodontiformes; Cyprinodontidae
Product: photoreceptor-specific nuclear receptor-like
Exons: 8
Coding region: 147-1409 (420 amino acids)
Biological process (GO): negative regulation of transcription by RNA polymerase II; anatomical structure development; positive regulation of transcription by RNA polymerase II
Molecular function (GO): zinc ion binding; nuclear receptor activity; RNA polymerase II cis-regulatory region sequence-specific DNA binding
Source: RefSeq, a predicted model, not a curated record
GAUAAUUCAUUGACCAUACAUUACAUCAGACACGUCAAGCUGUAUUUCUUGGAUGCAGUUUUGCUAUAUAACAUAUUCAGGCCUUUUGUAAAUACAUUUUUUUUUAUUUGCGUAUUCUUCCUGGAAAACAUUUAGUUUUAAUAUUAAUGGAAGACCAGGCGAUUAAAAUUGACUAUUUUUCACCAACUGGCUCCAGCAAUGUGACGCAACAAAAACUGGAUGUAAUUCAAGAAGAUAAAAGUCCUCUAAAAGCUUUUGGUCAGGUCUUGCUUUGCAAAGUGUGCUCUGAUUCAAGCAUUGGCAAACACUAUGGCAUUUAUGCUUGCAAUGGCUGCAGCGGCUUCUUUAAACGUAGCGUUCGACGAAGACUCAUCUACAGGUGUCAGGCUGGGACAGGCAGAUGUCCCGUUGACAAAGCUCACCGGAACCAGUGCCAGGCUUGCCGACUAAAAAAGUGUCUCCAAGCUGGAAUGAACAAAGAUGCGGUGCAGAAUGAGCUUCAGCCUCGAAGCACAGCACAUAUUAGUUUUGACUCCAUAAAUAUGGAGGCAAAGAAAGAAGAUCUAGCUACCACACAGGGGCUCAUCACUUCUGACUGCUACUCAUCUGUUAGGUUUAGGCCUCCAGUAACAUUGUCUGCAACCGGUUCUGCAUCUAUACGGCCCCACAGCAACCAAAAUACCCACCGCUUUAUGGUCCGCCUACUGACUGCAGAGACUUGUACCAAGCUAGAUCCAGAGGACGAUGAGGAAAAUAUUGAUGUAACGACAAACGAUGCAGAGAAUGACAGCUCUUCAUCAGACUGCAGCAGGCUCACAUACACCUCCGGCCCUUCAGAGAGCUUCUAUGAGACAUCAGCUCGACUCCUUUUCAUGUCUGUGAAGUGGGCAAAGAAUUUGGCAGUGUUUGCUCAAUUGCCAUUUCGGGACCAGGUUAUUCUUCUGGAGGAAGCUUGGAGUGAGAUGUUCCUUCUGUGUGCCAUCCAGAUGUCACUUCCAAUGGACAGAUGUUUAAUUAUGUCUCCAGAACUUUCUCCCUCUAAUGAAGCAAAGACCAAAAUUGCUUCGUCUGAGCUGCAGAUUCUUGAAGAUGUAUUCAAUCGUUUCAAGACUUUGGUUGUCGAUCCUACGGAAUUUGCAUGUCUGAAAGCAAUAGUUUUGUUCAAGCCAGAGACACGCAGCCUCAAAGACUCUGGACAGGUUGAAGAUCUACAGGACCAGUCUCACUUGUUAUUGGGUCAGCACAUUCAGUCGGUGUAUCCCAGUCAGGCUGCAAGGUUUGGGAGGCUCUUACUUCUGUUGCCGUCUCUUCGUUUUGUGAGUCCAAGUAAAGUCGAGCGGCUGUUCUUCCACAGCACAAUAGGCAACACACCCAUGGAGAAGCUGCUGUGUGAUAUGUUCAAAAACUGAGCAAGCAUCAACAGAAGAUUCUCUAACACUCAUUUUAUUCACAUUCCUGUGGAAUCCUUCUAUGUCUUAGCAGUAAAAUUUUAUGUCAUCUAGAUAAUUUUCAACAUGAGUAUCUAGCUCUUUUAGUAACUUAUUUCAGGAAUCUUUCAGAAAGGCUCUUGUUUAUUUUUGUGACAGUAAAAUUUUAAAAUGUUUUGUAAAUAUCCUGAUUUGUUCCAUCAUGCACAUAAAUACCACUUUAUACUCUACUAUCAGUUUAACUUCAGGAUACUUCAGACUAACUCAAGCUUUCCGUGGCAAAAGAAUGUCUUUUUUUCAUAGCAUGUAUUUGUGAAUAACUUUUCCUUCAAUAAAAUGUAAAAUGUGGUGUUUAUUUUCCUUAAUUCUCCAAACAUAAGGAGAGUUUUUUGUGUUUUAUUGAACACAAAGGAAUUAUAACCUUGCAAUUUUACAAAAAGGGCAACCUCGAUCAAAACAUAAGACUAUAGGGGAGGGUCUGAGGCAUAAAGGAUCUUUUUGUUUUGCUUUUAAUGAAACAACAUUAAGCUAGCUAAUUUUUUAAGUCCAUACAAAUUUGGCCAAUAUAGAACAAUUUGAAAACAUGAUGUCAUAGUCCACCUAUAACUUCCUUUUUGAUAUAAAGUAACUAUAAAAAGCUCUUUGGGUUCUAUUUGUUUGUGUAGUUCAAUGACGAAGAAAAUAAAAAUCUGUACAAUUGGUCAU